UCCAGAUGGCGAAGAAGCACCUUUACCCCAUGACGUAUGACAACAAAGGUUAAGGAAAGGUGGCAUAAAGGUGAGGAGAUAGUAUUUUCCGAAAAAGCCUCAUCUUUCUCGUGUUGACGUAUCUUUUUUUGCUCGACGAAGCUAUGACUGGCCAAAUUAAAUAAACUACAGUACCCACAAUUCCUUUUCGCGCUGCAAACGUCAACGUCCGUGUUACAACAAGGAAGUGAAUGGACAAGGUUUUAAACUAAUCUUAUUAGAAAAGACAGCUGGUUUUGUAAAAGCACGCAUUUAAGGUCCAGAGCGAUGUUGGUGCGUAACAUGAAGCGGUUAUCUUCUUGGGUCUUUGCAAAUGCAUUUGCGGUCAGUGACUAGCAAAAUAUAAACAAAAUCAAUUCACCAGACAAGUCGAACGAGUUGUGGCUUUGGACGCGUCUCACAUUCAUUCGUUCUUUUUAUGAUCGAGGACUUGUGAAGUUACGUGCAGAUUUCAAGUACUGUUGACGCUCACGGCUGAAAAUGAGGAUGAUCACCUUUUUAGUGGUGGGACUGGCAGUCCAUGUAGUAUUCUUCUUGUCAAUCUUUGAUAUCUACUUCACCUCUCCUUUGGUCCAUGGCAUGACGCCCAUGGCCACACCUUUGGUUCCACCUGCCUCCAGACUGGUGCUGUUUGUGGCCGAUGGCCUGAGAGCAGACAGCCUCUUCGCCCUUCUUCCUAAUGGCUCAACUAUGGCUCCUUAUUUGAGGAGUGUGAUUGAGGAGAGAGGUACCUGGGGUGUCUCCCACACGCACGUUCCCACCGAGUCUCGCCCUGGUCACGUUGCUCUCAUUGCUGGCUUCUAUGAGGAUGUUAGUGCUGUUGCUAAAGGUUGGAAGGAGAAUCCUGUGGAGUUUGACUCUGUGUUUAAUGAGAGCAGACAUACUUGGUGCUGGGGCAGCCCUGAUAUUCUGCCCAUGUUCGCUAAAGGUGCAAGUGGAGACCAUGUGGACACCUACACUUAUCCAGCAGCAGAGGAGGACUUUGCCUCCACGGAUGCUUCCAGGCUAGACAGCUGGGUGUUCACUCAAGUCAAAUCACUUUUUGAAUCAGCAAAGUCAAACUCCACUUUGAACGCCAGGCUGCUUAAGGAUAAGAAUGUCUUCUUUCUGCAUCUAUUGGGAAUUGACACAAAUGGACAUGCUCACAGACCAAUGUCGCAGGAGUAUCUCAACAAUAUUGGCCUAGUCGACUCUGGUGUAUCUGAGCUAGAGUCUAUAAUUGAAGACUUCUUCAGCAAUGAUGGCAGAACAGCCUUUGUGUUCACUUCUGAUCACGGCAUGACCAAUUGGGGUUCCCAUGGGGCUGGUCACCCCUCAGAGACGCUUACCCCUUUUGUGGCUUGGGGGGCUGGAGUACAGAGACCCCACAAAGUGACCGGAAAUCAACUUUACAAUGAUGGCUACUUGCAAGACUGGAAACUGGAGCACCUAAGAAGAGUUGAUCUCAAUCAGGCUGAUAUUGCUCCUCUCAUGGCAUCUCUAAUUGGUGUACCCAUUCCUGUCAACUCUGUUGGUGUAUUACCUCUCCUUUACCUGAACAACAGCGAUCAGUUCAAAGCAGAGUGUAUGUACACUAAUGCUAUUCAAAUAUUGGAACAGUUCAAGAUGAAAAUGAAGCAGAAAAAAGAGACAACAUUGUCUUGUCUCUUUACCCCUUACGAACAGCUCACUGACCCUAAGCAAGCAGAAUUUAUUGAGAAAGCAAGAAUACUGAUUCAGCUGGAAAAGUAUGACGAUGCUAUCUUGCUCUGCCAGGCCCUGAUAGCUGAUGCCCUUGAAGGCCUAGUUUACUACCACACCUACGACAGGUUUUUCUUGGGUUGCAGCGUGGUGCUGGGAUUUGUAGGGUGGACCUCGUAUGUUGUCCUGGUUAUUCUGAAGACUCAUGCAAGCCUUAACAUGCAUCCCGACAUCCUCAAACAGAAACCCGAUCACACCCUGGUGAGGUUGUGUGGGUGUGUCACAGUCGUGAUCAGCAUAUUCCUGCUCAUCCAAAGGAGUCCACUCACACACUACGUUUACUGCCUGCUGCCCGUGCCUGUGUGGUACUCUGUUCUUAAAGAGUCCAACACACUAACAGACUUGAUUCACUCAGCUCCUUCCCUGCCGCUGUGGAAAUGCUUUGGCUACUUUGCUCUGGUAGCAUUCGGGAUUGAACUGCUGGUGGUGAGUUUUUUCCAUCGCGCCAUGCUGACUGUGGGUCUGGCUGUCUUCUCACUCUGGCCAAUGCUGUCAGGUCUUUUUGACAAGGCUAAGUGCCACUCGGUGAACUGGUUUGUGGGCUGCCUCUGUUUGGCUGCUUUCCCCCUAAUGCCUGUUGUGGGAAGGGAGCCUAACAUACAUCUGGUGAUUUGUGCAGGUCUUCUCACUCUCUUUAUAUCAGCCUGUUUUCUCUGGCCGUCACGGAACAGGACAUCACUCCACCUUAGUGAUAAACAGCAGUUUGUCGUACAGUUGCUGCAUGUGGCAGUGUGUGCGUACGUGCCAUUCCUCACACACUCCAGCCUAGAGCAGAAACAGGGUCUGCCUCUUCUCAAUCAGAUGAUCAGUUGGGUCACAUUAGCCUCUUCCAUACUUGUUCCAUUGAUGAGCUCUACACGCCUGUUUCACCGGCUUCUCAGCAUAUUUCUCUCGCUCACAGCCACGUACCUUCUGCUUAGCACUGGGACCGAGGCCUUGUUCCCGCCUGUGUUAUCUUGGUUGAUGUUUGUGUGGAUCAACAUUGAACAGGAAGCCAUGAUCGCUGAGGGCGUUUCUGGAAGGCAAGAGCUCUCCACUAUUGAUUUCUCUGCUAACAUUGACAUCUCCAGAAUUCGUCAGCUCAAGUUAGAAGACAUCCGGCGAUCAUAUUUCUUUGUUUUUUUCAUAAUAACAGCUUUUUUCGGCACAGGGAACAUAGCCUCUAUUAACAGUUUUGACCCGGCAUCCGUUUAUUGUUUCCUCACAGUCUUCAACCCCUUCAUCAUGGGAGGGUUAAUGAUGUGGAAGGUCAUCAUUCCAUUCAUAAUCGUAAUGUGCACAUUUGAGACCAUCCAAGUGACAUCACAGCUCUCAUCCAGAAGCUUAUUUCUGAUCGUCUUGGUCAUCUCUGACGUGAUGGCUCUGCACUUUUUCUUCCUAGUGCAGGAUUAUGGCACCUGGUUGGACAUUGGCACAAGCAUCAGCCACUAUGUGAUCGUGAUGUCAAUGACCAUCUUCCUGAUGUUGCUCAGUGUCGUCACACACAUCCUCACCUCGCAAAGACUCGUUCUUUGGCGGAGACGCAAGAUGCACUUCCCCUGAAUAAGCAACAGCACACCACAAACUAUUUGAACGAAACAUUCAGUAUUUAUAGGAUUGUAUUUUCUUAUAUUUGAAUGCGUUAUGUGAUUUAUAUAAAAAUGUUUAAAUAUCUCGUAUAUUUAAUGACAAUGUAUUAUGCUAUAGAAGUAUCAGCUUUGAUCAAAUUGUAAUUGUAAGAAAUAUAGUAGACAAAGUAAAGGUGAAAAUGUCAUGGAAUGACAUUGGCAUUGUUAAGAAUUAGAAAAGCUGUAAGAAAAUGUCAAUGGCACUGUAACGCUGAUUAUGAUAGACAUCUCCAUUAGAAAGUUGAUACAGUUAUUAUCAAACUAAUGUUUGUGUUUGCCUCAGCUGUAUUAUAUUAUAGUAGAAUCACGACGACUGGAUUCCUUCCUUAAUGACGACGCAUGAUCAAAGCAGGCCUAUUGCACAAAUCUAUGUUUUGCACUAAAGUGUAUUUUUAGUUUUUUUGCAUUAACAAUUGUUCAUCUGAUAAAUAUUACUUGAAUAGCUCUGUGCAUUAAGUAAGUGUUUGUUUUUUUUAGGCAAACAACUAAUGUAUCAUUGUUUUGAAGGGUUUUGUUGUUUUAUAUUUGUAUGGUUUUAAUGCUUGAUGUGUUUGAAUAAAACUGAUGGAAUUAAA
Molecule: messenger RNA, 3961 nt
Organism: Phyllopteryx taeniolatus (common seadragon)
Lineage: Eukaryota; Metazoa; Chordata; Actinopteri; Syngnathiformes; Syngnathidae
Gene: pign
Product: phosphatidylinositol glycan anchor biosynthesis, class N
Exons: 29
Coding region: 520-3321 (933 amino acids)
Biological process (GO): GPI anchor biosynthetic process
Cellular component (GO): endoplasmic reticulum membrane
Molecular function (GO): mannose-ethanolamine phosphotransferase activity
Source: RefSeq, a predicted model, not a curated record